Trematomus bernacchii (emerald rockcod) is the source of this 457-nucleotide messenger RNA. It is a transcript of the gene tal2, whose product is annotated as T-cell acute lymphocytic leukemia 2. The coding region runs from base 42 to 380 and encodes 112 amino acids. Lineage: Eukaryota; Metazoa; Chordata; Actinopteri; Perciformes; Nototheniidae. Gene Ontology annotation, molecular function: RNA polymerase II cis-regulatory region sequence-specific DNA binding; DNA-binding transcription factor activity, RNA polymerase II-specific; protein dimerization activity. Gene Ontology annotation, biological process: regulation of transcription by RNA polymerase II. The record is from RefSeq and is a predicted model, not a curated record. The transcript is spliced from 2 exons.
UUUCUGCACAUUUCUACACACAUACAGCUCAACUCAGCACCAUGACCAGGAAGGUGUUCACCAACACGAGGGAGCGCUGGCGGCAGCACAACGUCAACACCGCCUUCACGGAGCUCCGCAAGCUCAUCCCCACCCAUCCUCCGGAGAAGAAGCUGAGCAAGAACGAGAUCCUGCGCCUGGCCAUGCGCUACAUCACCUUCCUGGUGCAGCUGCUGGAGAGCCAGACCGGUCAGCCGGCCGGCCACUCCCCCACCGCUCUGCUCACCUUCCUCAGAGGAAGCAUGGAGCAGCUGAACUCCCCUCCUCACCCCUGGGCCAUGACCAGCGACACCGAGGUGCCGUCACCUGACUCCAGCUGCGACAGCUCCGAGGCCUGGUAGAAAACACAAAAAAAGGAAACUCUCGAGUGGACCUUCUGACCCUUUACCUGGGGUUUUGACAAACUGCUCUUGUUUUU